CGUUCCAUUAUUCGUUCAUGGACCAUUCGCGGGAUAUACGCGCGGCGUUUUACCUGGAAAACUGUCGAGUUGACCAGUCACCGUAGUGAGUUCUCGAGUGUCGCGACGUGGUCGCGAUCGAUCCCCGCGUAUACAUACAUACCUACAUACACAUCGUGUGCGAGAAGAGGACGAAGAUUCGGGAUCUCAACUAUGCGAGUUUUCGCGGAUCUCUGGAAGUGAAAAAAAAAAAAAAAAGGACAUCAUCAUCAUCAUCAUCAUCAUCACCAUCAUCAUCAUCAUCAUCGGGAACAAAGUAGCAGACUCCAUGAAUGAGCGAGCAACAAUAGUGAAGAGACGCGUAUAAUAUUCCAGUCGGACGGAAAGUGUCGGGAGUCUCACUACGCCGGUGGAAGAAGAGGCGCGGCGGACGCGUCCAGGCGCCCGGAACGUCGCGUCGUCGGGCGGCAGCGGGCAGAAACACGGAGGCGGCGGCGGGCGAAGAGGCGGGGGCGGAGGCGGGGAAGCUGUUCAUCGAACGGAACAGCCGCGCGCGCGGUGCGAUACGGACGGCCGAGCUGUUGUACGGUUCGUGAAACGGGCACGAGCAUAUCUCGGUAAAGAGAGGAGGUGGAAGAAGAAGAAGAAGAAGAGGAAGCGGCUGCUGGCGAUUCCUUUAGUUGCCAGUACUUGUACGAGGCACGAAAAUGGCAGAUACAAGUCAACAACAAGCAUUAAGCGAACCGCACACAAAUGGUGUGAUGGAUGGUUUGACAGAAGAUGAAAAGAGCAAGAUGAGACCCGCUGAUAUUGAUGCGGAUAUGAGAGAAAUGGAGAGGAGAAAGAGGGUGGAGAUGAUGAUGAACUCGCGAAUUUUCCGAGAAGAGCUAGAACGUAUAAUCGAGACGCAGAUGAAGGACGGCGCUGGACCCUCCGGUCUUUUGCAACAGAUCUCCGAUAUGAUGGGGGCACAGGGAGCCCGAUUCAACGGCAAUGUGUUCAAAAAUUCAAAUUGCGUCUUACCUAUCAACGACAUUCGCGGCGUGGAGAGCAUGGGAUACGCUAAGGGCGAAAAGUUACUGCGGUGCAAAUUGGCGGCGGUCUUCAGAUUACUCGACCUGUAUGGAUGGACGCAAGGCGUAGGCGGACAAAUCACCGCCCGUCUCAAUCAGGAUCAGGAGCACUUUUUAGUAAAUCCUUAUGGGCUACUUUAUCACGAGGUCACCGCCUCGAGUCUGAUAAAGGUGGAUAUGCAAGGCACGAUUGUCGAGCAGGGGACGACGAACUUCGGCGUGCACAUCACAAGUUUCCAAUUGCACUCGACAAUACACGCCGCGAGACCCGAUAUCAAGUGUAUUAUUCAUAUUACUACUCCGUCCGUUACCGCUGUCUCUUCCUUGAAGUGUGGACUGUUACCGAUUGGUCAAGAGAGCAUAGUGAUAGGCGAAGUGAGUACCCAUCAAUAUAUAGGAGGUUCCGUCGAACCGGAGGAACGGGAGAAGAUUGCUAGAAACCUCGGGCCGAUCAAUAAGGUUAUGCUUUUGACGAAUCGCGGUGCCCUUUGCUGCGGAGAAACGGUAGAAGAGGCGUUCUUCAACGUCUACAACACCGUAGUUGCUUGUGAAACUCAACUGAAACUAAUGCCCGCCGGUAUAGACAACCUAAAUCUUAUCAGCGAGGAAUCGAAGAAGGCUAUAUUCGAAGCUUCGCGAAAACCACCGAUCCCACAGCAGAGUUCAGUAGUGGAGUCAUCCGCUCUCGCGGAAAAGCUCGAAAAACGCUGGAGAAUCGGCGGCGCUGAAUUUGAAGCUCUUAUGAGGAUGCUCGAUAAUGCUGGAUUCCGUACGGGCUACAUAUAUAGAAAUCCACUGGUAAAAGGAGAACCUCCAAAACCACGAAACGAUGUUGAAGUUCCACCGGCCGUAUCGUCCUUAGGAUAUCUAUUGGAAGAGGAAGAAUUGUAUAAGCAAGGAUUAUGGAAGGGUGGACGCAAAGGCACGGACAGAUCCCGUUGGUUAAAUUCGCCAAACGUUUAUCAGAAAGUCGAGAUUCUGGAAACUGGAACACCCGAUCCUAAAAAGAUCACCAAGUGGGUGUCUGAUGGAUCUCCUACCCAUAGCAGCACACCAGUGAAGAUAGACUGUGCUCUUCAGUUUGUACCGAAAAAUACCAAUCCAAAGGAGUUCAAACAAAUACAACAGCAGAUUAAAGAUUAUCGACGAGCAGAGAAAAUAUCGGCUGGUCCGCAAUCCCACAUACUGGAAGGUGUUUCAUGGGAGGAAGCUAAAAAAAUGCAGGAUGCGACAAUUAGUGGUACUGGAGAACAAGUAGUUUUAGUAGGAGCCGCUAGUAAGGGUAUUAUACAACGUGGUUUUCAACACAAUGCGAUGGUCUACAAGACACCCUAUGCCAAAAAUCCCUUCGACGCCAUCACGGAUCAAGAAUUGGAUCAAUACAAGAGAGAGGUCGAACGCAAACAGAAAGGAGAUCCUUACGAUGAGUCACAAUCAGAAUCCGAGGCCUUGUCGUCCUUUAACAUCAGUCGUGCGACGCAUGAAUCCAGCACUGCCAAGAGUCCUAUUCAAUCACCGGUUUCUGUUACUUCGGAAACGGAGGAGGAGAGUAGAGACGAACCCCGAGUAUUGCGAAUAGAAACGAAACAAGUGCCUGCGCCGAGUCAACCCGAAGUCGUGUUAAGUGAUGUGAAUGAUGCUACUACAGAGUACCUUAAUGAGAUGCGCUACAGAACGAUCGAAGGACAAAGUGGUUACAGAAGAGAUUGCGAACUAGGCAGCAAUUGCAGCAGCGAAGUGAUCAACGAAGUGUACUGCCGUCGACGAUUUUCCGAAUCUCUUUACGACAGUCUUCAUUUGGAGAGUGUCAGAGUCUCGACGAUCGCUGAACGAAAGAAACCCUUUCUUAUUACAUAUCCGAAGAACUUGUCCGGCCGGAGUAUCAGGUCAUCGAAGACGAUCGUCCGGAGGGACGAGACUCUUGCAAAGUCGCACUACGAGGCGAGACGGAAGUUUUUCGAGGAUCUCGAGUGUCGAAAGAGCUCACCAACGGAAUCCAAGACAGAAGGAACGACGUGCGCGAAUAGCGGAGAGAAAGUACUUGAGCAAAAUUCCAAUGUUGUAGAGAAUUCUAGUCUAAGUGGAAAAUUACCUGUUUAUUCUGUAAAAGAGCACAACGCACAUCUGCCAAGUCUGGAAACUGGAGGAUGUGUAAAAAAAAUAAAUGACGACAUUGUGGUGCAUUCUACGAAAUGGAAGAAUAUCGCGCGACUAAAUUUCGUUGAAGUAAUUAACAUGAAGGAGACAGAACUGAGCUCUCCCAUUAUUAGUACGAAUCAUGAUUGUCAACUCGAGGAGACGGUGAAUCGCGAGAAUGUAAUGAUGGUUAAUAAGAAGGAUGACUCUGUACAAAUGGAAGAAUCUUUUACAACUCGAGAAGGAGAUAACGAGAAGUUGAUCAACAACUGUUUAUAUUCGACAACUAACAAGGAACAACAGCAAGAAGUAGUAAGAAGAAUGACGAAGAUGAAAAGCUAUAGUAAAAUACAGUGCGACGAGAAUAAAGAGGCAUCGACGAAGAAAGGAAUAAACGGUCACGCGACGGAGUUCAAGAAACAAAGAAUUUGCACGUGGAUCGAGAAAUCCAUACGCGAGAACAAUUGGGCGAAUAGCAAAGCGGAGACCGACGACACGUACGAAUCUUAUUGCGACGACAUCACGAAAAUCGUCGAGAGCAUCGACGUAAAUAUGCGAGCUUCGUCGAAAACGGAGCUGGACGCGCUGCCUGAAACGGACACUUGCGUUAAGUACAAUCUGGACUCGACGAAUAUGAGUCUCAUUUACAGUCUGACUCCGCCAGCGGUUCAAGAGGAGAGCGGCAACGACGAUACCUCGCAGGACCUGGCGGAACAAUCGUCGGGCUGGCAAUCCGACACAACGAGAAACGAGAACGAUGACGCGUUGGACGAUUACGUGUGGAUAGAACCGACAACGACCAAGGAGUGUGUUGUAACAACGUCCACACAGAAUCUACAAGAUCCUAAUAGAACGAUGACGAUAUCGAGCAACGACAGCGAGUCAGUGUCUGGGAGACAUUCGGCGAGCGGCUCCGACAUCCUCGAGCUGCCGAGUCACACGAUUCUCGAAUUGGAGGACAUCGACGGCGAGGUCUUCCACAAUGGGAUCAACGAGUCUGCUAACGAGAUCAUCGCCGGUCUUAACGCCGCUCCCCAUGAUGAAAAAAUCCCAUCGGAGGAUGUCAACGGCGAAGUCUUUCACAAUGGAAUCAUCAACGAGUCCACCAACGAGAUCAUCGCUGAUUUUAAUGUUGCUCCCCAUGAUGAGGAGGAGGAAACCUCAUCGUCGCAUGAUGCUUUGCAAAUUGCGCAGCACAUCAUCGCCGAGAUCAUCCAGUCCGUUUACAUUCUGGUGUUCCUGGAUUCUUCUAUUUCCGAUCUCAAGGUCGUGAAAGAACUCGUACGUCGGAUUAUCUACAAUUGCUGUUACGAAUAUUCGCUCGCAGAAUUUGCCAGUCGGACGUCCGACGUCUCGACGAUAAUCGAGGACAAGGAUGUUGAGAAUAUUUGUCGGAUGAAAGGCUUCUUGGAAAAUUUGUCACCGGAUUUCGCCGGUUAUAAUGAUGAAACGUGUGAGAAGGAGGAUCAAGAAUCCUCCGCCAUGAUCGAAUUUUGCACCUUAGCAAAAAGACCACCGAUCGUUGAGAAGCCGAGUACUUUGGCGUUAAAUUUCCGCAUUAUCAAAGUCUCACCGGAGAGUACAACUUGUCGAGUACUUGAUGAAGAUCCGACCGACAACGCGAACGAAAUCGGUGAUGGAAUUUCCGAUAAAACGAGGGACAGCGAGAACAUAGCUGCGUCAAGGUCAGAGAUGGAAACGUGGCCUUGCGAUCGGUGCUGUUACUGUCAAGAAAGGGAUGGGGAAGCGACGACGAGAGAUAAAUUGAAUUGUCUAACUCCUAUAAGCGAGGAAUUGGACGAGACUCUGCACGAUUCUAUGACGUUCAUUUUAGGAAAGUCUAACGAGUCAUUGUGCGACCUGGAAGUUGGCUCUGUUGAUGCUGCCGAGGAGGAUGAUAUAGAUACCACGAAGAAAUCUAUUUCUCUUGAUGAAACCUACACAAUCUCCGAAGUUAGUUCCGUCAUUAUCUCUGAUAACGAUGAGACGAACGAUGUCCAAGAACGAUGCGAUAUCUGGGACUCGUCUAUAGAUUGUAUGUCGUAUUCGUACGAUACUAAGGAAUUUAUACGCUUGGAAAAGGCUGUUGCUGAUAGUUCGCCGUUGAACACGUAGCUCCAACUCGUCUUUUAAAUAUUCUAAUUUCGCGAUUCUUUAAUCAGAUUAGACUAAACCAUUGUUUUGCUCGAUUUUUGGGAGAGAAGAGAAAGAAUUUCAACGAUUAAUUCAUCGAUAACAGUAUUUUAAAUCGUGUGUUGGUACUUUAAAUUAAUCGAUGAAGUAAAGGAGUGUUCAAGGAAAAGAGGGUUAACAAGGUUGAUUUUUGGGCCAAAGCGCCGCACGUUUUUGAUCGCAUAAUUAUAUAGUUGAGGUCGAGAGUUUCUAAAACUCUCAUAAUAAAUGUAGCGAACUUAACUAUUGAAACAUUUUGAAUGUAUUUAAGAUUUUUAUUGUCAAAAAACGAAAGUAGAUUAAGAAAUCUUCUUUUUGUCCAAAUACAUUAUUAUUAUAUUUGCUAAAACUGUCGAGUUAUUCAUAUAAAUAUAAAAAUAUUCGAGGUGCGUACUUUAUUUUGUCCAGUACUGUAUACAAAUAUGCAAAUAUGCAAUCAAAAACGUGCAACGCUUUGGCCCAAAAAUCGGCCUUAUUGACCCUUCUCCUUUGAGUCGAUUUCUCAUCAGAAGUAAAUUACUAGAUCAUUUUUUGCUCUUAGUGUUAAUAUUCAGAUCUGAAAAGAGCAUUUCUUAUAUAAUAUUGAAUACUUUGUACAAUCAAUGUUGCACUUUGCAUAUACGUUUAUUUAGCUUAUUAACAAGUCUUCAUGCGUUUUAAUUUGAAAUAAGAUUUAUUCUUUAAAAGCGGCACCAGUAAAUGUGCAAUUCUUAGAUACUCAGUAGAAAAUGAGGUAUUAUUCCAAAGUCUAAUGUUAAUGUUUCUUGUUCAUUAUUUCUUGUUUUGCAAUUUUCUUUCACAGUUUAUUUUUUAUUUUUUUUUUAUAAUUUACGAGUCUAUGCAUAAGCAAAGCACAUUUCUUAUGCGAUCGACUUUAAACAUAUCUGAAUAAAAAAAGAAAAUUUUUAUAAUUUCUACGUAUUAAUUGACUUUUAUAAGAGUACUAAUAUCAUUUAUGUAAUAUUUCCUGAGGUUUUCAAUUUUUCUUUUUUUUUUGCUUUUAGUUAAGUUGUGACUAAAAAAAGGGUUUCAUGAUUUAGUAUGUUUAUUGUAAUAUUCUGGUUAUUUUCUUGAUAUUAUUUACCCAAUUUAAUCGACGUUAUAUUAUGUUACAUACUUAUGCUCUCUACUAACAAUAUUGUAUCUAACAAUAAGUUAACUUAAAUUUCGAAUGCUUGUAUAAUUGAUACGGUAGCACAACAGUUUUGAAGCACGUUUGAUGAUAUAUAUAAAAGUUUGCACAUAUAACACUUUAUAA
Messenger RNA from Nylanderia fulva, 6618 nucleotides. It is a transcript of the gene hts, whose product is annotated as adducin 1-like protein hts. Gene Ontology annotation, molecular function: actin filament binding. The record is from RefSeq and is a predicted model, not a curated record. NCBI's taxonomy places the organism in Eukaryota, Metazoa, Arthropoda, Insecta, Hymenoptera, Formicidae. Gene Ontology annotation, cellular component: plasma membrane; postsynaptic density; cytoskeleton.